Messenger RNA from Macrobrachium nipponense, 5351 nucleotides. RefSeq lists its product as uncharacterized. Gene Ontology annotation, cellular component: endoplasmic reticulum membrane; endoplasmic reticulum exit site. The transcript is spliced from 19 exons. Gene Ontology annotation, biological process: vesicle cargo loading; endoplasmic reticulum to Golgi vesicle-mediated transport; protein secretion. The record is from RefSeq and is a predicted model, not a curated record. NCBI's taxonomy places the organism in Eukaryota, Metazoa, Arthropoda, Malacostraca, Decapoda, Palaemonidae. The coding region runs from base 1 to 5334 and encodes 1777 amino acids.
AUGUUAACACCAGAAGUUGUUGAAGUACCUGUUGGAACUGUUACAGCAAGAGAUGAUGUAAAACCAGAAGUUGUUGAAAAGAGAUUGAUUGUAAACAACCAAGUUGUUGAAGUACCUGUUGGAAUCUUGUUACAGAAGGAGAUUGAUGUAACACCAGAAGUUGUUGAAGUACCUGUUGGAACUGUUACAGAAGAGAUUGAUGUAACACCAGAAGUUGUUGAAGUACCUGUUAGAACUGUUACAGAAGAGAUUGAUGUAACAUCAGAAGUUGUUGAAGUACCUAUUGGAACUGUUACAGAAGAGAUUGAUGUAACAGCAGAAGUUGCUGAGGUAGCUAUUGGAACUGUAAUAGAAGAAAUAGAUAUAACACCAGGAGCUGCUGACAUACCUGUCGGGUCCAUCACAGAAGAAUUUUAUUCAACACCAUUAGCUGAUGAGUUACCUGUUGGUACAGUUACAGAAGAGGUUGAUUCAACAUCAGAAGUUGUUGAGGUACCCGAUGGAACUGUUACAGAAGAGAUUGAUAUAACACAAGUAGCUGUUGAGUUACCUGUUGCAACUGCUACAGAAGAGAUAGAUUUGGCAGCAGAAGUUGAGGUACCUGUUGGAAUUGUUAUAGAAGAGACAGGCUUAACACCAGAAGUUGUUGAAAUAUCUGUUGGAACUGUUACAGAAGAGAUUGAUAUAACACCAGAAGUUGUUGAGGUACCUGUUAGAACUGUUACAGAUGAGAUUGAUAUGAAACCAGGAGUUGUUGAAGUACCUAUUGGAAUUGUUACAGAUGAGACAGAUAUAACAGCAGAAGUUGAGGUACCUAUUAGUGGAACUGUUACAGAAGAGGUUAAUGUAAUCUCAGAAGUUGAGUUAUCAGUUGGAACAAUACCUGAAGAUACUUACGUAUCAUCAAUAUCAGAAGCUUUUGAAACUUCUCCAGGUAACAUUGGAGAGGAAGUUGAAAUCAAACUUGGCAAGGUUUUGGAAGAUAACGAAAUGUCCUCUGGUGUUAUUAGUGAAGAGAUUGUGUCAGAACCUAGUUUGGAACUUUAUUUUGCUUCUGGCAGUGAAAUUACUGUAGAUGAUGUUUUUGAGGAGAUUGAAAUCAUACCCAAAUUAGUUCUGGAAGAUGAUAAAUUGGUUCCAGUUGCUUUUAUAGAGCAGAUUGACAGUAAACCAGAAAAACUUUUGGAAGUUGUUGAAAUUGUUGCUGGGACUGUAGUAGAAGAAAUUACAGCAAAAACUGAAUUAAAUUUGGAAGAUGCUGAAAAUGCACUUGCAGAAGCUUUGGGAGCUGGUAUAACAAUAGUGGAUGCAAUUUUUGGUGAAGAUGAAGUCACUGAUAAAGUAAUGGAAAUUUCUCAAGAAACUUUGUUGAAAGAUGUUGAAAUUUUACCUCCAACUGUAGAAUCACUUGAAGUAACCGAAACUGAUGUUGAAGGUGUUGGGACUGUACCCUCUGCUGUAGAAGAAACAACAGUUAUGUACAGUGAUGAUUUGGAAGAAAGUGAAAUUGGUCAGCGAUUUUUGGAAGAGGACACUCCCCUGGUAGGUAUAGAUGAGAAGAUCAAAACUAGGACAGAAGUAUUAGUUGAAGGAUUCACAGUUGAACUAGAAACUUUUAUGGAAGAAAUUAUGUUGAUACCAGAUGCUGCAGUUGCUGGAAAAGAGAUUUCUCUUGAAAAAGGUGCUGAAGGAAUUGAUGUUGGUGAAGGUGCUUUUAUUGAAGACUUGGAAAUUAUUGUGCCUGUUGAUGAAGAAAUAUAUUUAACUCAGGGUGAUAUUAGUGGCAGCACUGAUGUAAUCACUGAGCCUGAGGUAAAAGCUGAAUUGAUAGAAGAUAGUUCAUUAGAAACUACCAUUGUGUCUGAAGUUGUAGAAAAACGACUUCCAGAGCCAUUAGAGGUGGAGAAGAAAGACUUUGAGGCAAUGGAAACUAGUAUCAUGGCAGAAAAUAUCACACAAAUUAUUUUUGAGGAACCUUUACAUGCCAUUGAUGUGGAAGAAGUGGAAAUUGAUUUUGAAAAAGUUGGUCAGGAGCAUGAGAGCCAUAAGGAGCUCGCGGUCACUAGCAGUUUCCUAACAGAGCAGUCAGCUGAUCCACUCGAAGAAAGGGCAGUGGAUGAACUUACUGAGUCAGGAUUACCUUCAGAAGAAAUUGCCAUCAAGCUUGUAAGUGAAAUGGAUGCUGUGAUACAAAUUGAUGAUGAUGGAAUGAUGACUAAGAGGACGGAAGAAAACGUGCCUAAAGUUGAAGAGCCACAGGUUGGAUUAAGUGGACCCAUGUCUGAGAUAGUCCUUGAUGGAGUGGAUGAUGAAGCUCAUAAAAUAAUAAUUAAAACGGAGAGUAUACCGUUGAGGGAAGCUGAAAGCAAGUCACAGAGUGUAGAAGCACCCGAUUCUUUGGAAGUUACUGAAGCUGGAGACUUGAACAUGGCUGGUCAACCCUCUAUACAAGAUGGUUAUAAGGAAGCUUCUGUUAAACUGGAAAUUGUAUCAGAUGACAAGUCGAUUUCAAAGGCAGAGGAGUCGGAAAGUAUUGUCACUUCAUCGGAAUCGUCUGAUGGUAAUGAUGUUGCCAUAGAGGAAAAAAUCUUUGCUUCUCUAGUGGAGGUAAUGGAGAUGGCCAUGGUUGUGGCUGUAUCAGUGAAAGAUGCUGGUCUGGAGAUAGUGGCCUUUUUGGAAGAGGAGGCCCUGGACAGAGAGCUUGGAGGUGAAGGUGCAGUCAUGGAUGGAUCUGAAUCUUCAGAGGGUGAAUCGGCUGAUAUGUCAUUGUCUGAGGGUCUCUUAAAGACAUCACAUAAUCUGUGGUUGGCUUUAACAGGAGCUGUUCAGCUUCCUGAGGGCUUGGCAUUUGGCUUUGAGGCAGAAAUAGCAGAACCUCAAGUGUCCAAUGGCAUGCUUGUGUUUCUGUUGAUUGUUUCUGGCACAGUAGUCACCAUUUAUUUUGUCCAUCUUGUGAUGAUGGCAUGGCAUACAUUACUUUGUAAAAUCUCUCGGGAAGGCCCACUACUAGAAGCACUGAAUCGUAUCGACCAUGAAAACAGAGUGAAAGCUGAUGAAAAUGAGUCUCUUCAUGCAGAAUUAACAAAAGCUCGUGCAGAGUUAGAAAGUGUGGCUUCACGAGUAACCACGUCUAGUGGAGAUGUUAAUGAAAUUAGCUCACAACUGGAAAUGGUAAAGAAUGAGUAUGCUAAUGAAAAGAUCCAGCUAGAAGAACGAAUUGUACAGUUGGAACAUGAGCUUGAAGAAGCAACUACCAAUGGGUUAGAGAUGCACAAAAUGCUCUCUGAAAUGCUUGCAGCACAAAAAGAAGCUUCUGCUUUCCAGGCCUCAAUUGACCAUUUGCAAUCAAUGUUGGAUGGUCAGCGAGAGAAAGUAGAAACUUUAACUUCAGAUUUAGCAUUAAAGAAUAGAUUGAAUGAAGAGCUUCAUAGUGAAUUAUCAUCAUCCAUGGAGCGUGCAAAUAAACUUGAUUAUAUGGUGGAACAGUUAACUCACUCUUUAGAAGAGCUAACAGGUGUUAAAGGAGAAGCAAUAAGGAAAUUGCAAGAAGAGGCAGCUCUUGUAGAGGAGUUGAAGCAAGCCAACACAUCCUUGACACAGCAAACUGGCGAAUACGAUUCAAAAGUUACAUCAUUAUCUUCCGAACUUACUGACCUGCGAGAAACGAUUAGUCAGUUACGCGAAAGUGUUGAAACUAAAGAAUCAGAAUUACAGGUUGCAAAGGAAUGUCUGAAGCAACUGAGAUUGACCUCUUCUGAUGAUAGUGCAGCACCAGAUGAAGAGAAGUUAUCAGCUCUUUUUGAUGUGAUAAGGGUGAAGGCUGAAUUACAAAAGGUAAACAACGAUCGUCUUAAUCUGGUCGAACAACUACAGGAUGCAGAAAUGGCACAAAAGAACUUAGAAGAGGCAAUGGCUUCUAUCCGCACAGAAGUUACAGAAUUAAGAACUCACCAUGACGUGGCUAUUAGAGAAAAGCAAGAGGCCAUGAGUAAAUUAGAAGUCUUGACGAAGUACUUUGAAGAAAAAGAAGCACAACUUACAAAAGAACUGGAGUCACAAGAAGGAUUAAGAGUUAAUGCUGAAGGUUCUGCAGCUGUUGUUGCAAAGAAAAUUCAGAAUUAUGAAUUGGAAUUAGCAUCUUACAAGAAACAUAAAAAGCAUUCUACUUUCGUGGAUAUUAAGCCUAAGAGGCAGCUAUAUCAGUUACCUCCUGAGGUUAUCAAUCUCUCUGAUCUAUCUCCAACUACUGCCAAUGUUCCUCUGUCAGAUGAGUACAAAGUAGAAUGGGUCAAAGCUAGAGCAGAAAUGAAAAGGCGCAAGUCUUCAGCUUCUUCAACAGAUAAAUCUGAUAAAGCUAGUGUGUCCCCAACAUCAAACAGAAAUUCAGCUGGGUCAUCAUACCCAUCUUCUGAGUCUUUAGCUUGCCCUAGUGAUUCAUCCACAAAUCUGGUUGAUUCCCCCAUUCGACCGUGCCGUAGGAAAGAUGUUAAACUAAGUGAUGAUGAUGAUGCCAAAGAACAUAGAUUAAUUCGUGCACACACAGUAGAUGUUGUCCCAGCAGCAGCUGCAGUUUCAACUGAACCAGUAAGCAUCUCUGAAAUGAUUGAGAUAUCACCUUUGAGACCAUCUUCCUUAACUGUUAUGACAGGAUCUCAUCCUGUUUCUGUCGUUUAUUCUGCAUCUCGUCCUAGUGUCUUCCAUCGCACAGUCUCUCCUGUUGGAAGAUCUGGUUCAUUAAAUGAUGAUUUACCUAGCACAUUCUCUGAAAUAAAGAAAGAUAUCCCUGUUGUUACUGAGGAGAGAGUGAUGAAGAGAGAGCUUUCAAUUCCAAGCUUGUGCCUAGAUGAUGAUGUCACUGAAAGUGUCAAAGAAAGUCCUGCUUCUGAUGACUUCAAGAGCUCAGUAGCAGCAAUACGUAGUUUCUAUGAGGCCAAGAAGGGAAUUUUGUUGGGCAAAUCUAAGAAUGAACCAGGCUUCAGACUAAGAACACAAGUUGAAACCUUGCGAAAGGAAUUAGAAGAGCAGGAGGCCUCUUACAAAUCUCAGAUAACUAUUCAUGAACAAAAAGCCCAUGAAAAUUGGUUACAAGCGCGUUCAGCGGAACGCAAAAAUGAGGAACAGAGACAAGAAAACAGUCAGUUAAGAGGUAGACUGACAAUGUUACAGAAAGAGAAGGAGGAGGUCCAACAGUCCCAAGUCAACAUCAUUAAACCUACACCAAAACGUGUAGAUGCUAAUGGAACCAUGUCCUCUCCAAGGCCCAUGGUAGAUGGUGUAGAUGGUGAUCAUUCUGGCCCUCCAUCCCUUCACAGGGACCUAGAUUCUCCCCCCUAACCCCCCCCCCCCCCCUC